This is a messenger RNA of Medioppia subpectinata, 759 nucleotides long. The record is from the annotation of a GenBank genome assembly. NCBI's taxonomy places the organism in Eukaryota, Metazoa, Arthropoda, Arachnida, Sarcoptiformes, Oppiidae.
GCCACCAAAACCCCGUCGAGCGAUGUACUCAUCUUCGACUACACGAAACACCCGUCAAAGCCGGACCCGAACGGCGAGUGCGCGCCCGACCUGCGCCUCCGCGGCCACCAGAAGGAGGGCUACGGCCUGUCGUGGAACCCGAACCUCAACGGCCACCUGUUGUCGGCCAGCGAUGACCACACCAUCUGCUUGUGGGACAUCAACAAUCCGGCGCGCGAUAAGAACAUAGUGGACGCUAAGACGAUAUUCACGGGACACACGGCGGUGGUGGAGGACGUGGCGUGGCAUCUGCUCCACGAGUCGCUGUUCGGUUCUGUGGCCGACGACCAGAAGCUGAUGAUAUGGGACACCCGUUCGACCAAUACUAACAAACCGAGUCAUAUCGUGGACGCGCACACCGCCGAAGUGAACUGCUUGUCCUUCAAUCCGUACUCUGAGUUCAUUUUGGCCACGGGUUCGGCCGACAAGACGGUCGCCCUCUGGGAUCUCCGCAAUUUGAAACUCAAACUCCACUCAUUCGAGAGCCAUAAGGACGAGAUAUUUCAAGUCCAGUGGUCGCCCCAUAACGAGACGAUACUGGCCUCGAGUGGUACCGAUCGGCGGCUACACGUGUGGGAUCUGUCGAAGAUUGGCGAAGAACAGUCGGCUGAAGACGCGGAGGACGGGCCGCCGGAACUGUUGUUCAUUCACGGCGGACACACCGCUAAGAUAUCGGACUUUUCGUGGAACCCCAACGAGCCGUGGAUUAUCUGUUCCGUG